AUGGCAGUAAAUUAUGCCAUGUUCCUGCAAGAUGUCAAAGUGCCAGUCCUUGACCGGUGGCUUUACACAACUUCUUUGUGGCCAAGGGGUGAAAUGUUGUUUUGUCAGGUGAAGGACAGAGACAGCGUACCUCCGCAAAUUCUCUGCUGGAUUGAGGAUCAGUGUUUGGAUUCCAGACCGGUAGAUGAGAAGAACAGGAUCACUUUCCUCUUUACGGUAUUGACUGCAUUGCGUCAGAGGGAGGUUGACUUGGUGCCGAAAGAAGUCAGGCAAGCCCGAGCAGCCAGAUCAUACCAUACUCAAAUGAACAAUCUUGCCACACGGAGUGAUGCAGAGAUCCUAGAAGAUGCUUGGUGUGAACAAGUUGCCCAAAUAGAACGUCCAGAAGCAAGGCUUCAUGGGUUGAAAGCACUCAGCAAGAUCACACCCAAGACAAAGGUACAUACCACCAAACGUGAGGAGUGCCUCGAGACCGGUGCAGCAGCCGAUACAGUGAUCUGUGCUAUGCUACAAGAAGAUGGAGGAUUUUUCCGUUGGUACAAUGUUGAUUUGGACGGCAUAGGUGCAACCUCAGCCAAUACGAGGACCAAUGGGCUGCUGGAUCAGAUGUUCACUGAGGCUCAGUUGGACUAUGUGUCAAGCGCUGGACCUGCCGGCUAUUACGCCAUCGAGAUGUGGUGGUGCCAUUUGGGAUGGCUCUAUGCUCGUUCGACCUGUCAGAGGUCAUCAGUCUGUUCUACUGUGGAUUCUCAGUUCUCUUUGAGUAACUCCAAAGUCCAACUCAAAUUGACCAAUGGAUUGUGCUUGUUGUGUAAGGAGACAAUCUUGGGGAGCGGGACGGAGCCACAAUGCAGACCUGUAGAGAAAACUGUUGGACUGGCCUAUCACACUGGUGUCAGCCGCAGGGCCAGCACUGGUGGUGAUAAUGCGCCUGUAUGCCUCACAAUAGCCGCGGAUAACAGAAGAGGUGCCCCAUUCCACCUUGAUUUAGAACAACUGCCUCCUCCGACUGUCAGUGCAUUGUUUCCGAACCAAAAACGUAGACAAGCCAAACAAGUGAUGCACAACAAACGGAAUAAAGCCGCUGCAACCAACGAAUCUGAUGCUCAUCUUGAUCAGGACAAAGCAGACCUGUCACUCAAAAGCAUGGACCCAAUUUGUGAAAGCUCACAGGGAUUAGACAUUGAGGAAAUGCCAAAGAGGAGACACAUCAUUGAAGGUAUGCUGCUUGAAUUAUGUCAACCAUCUGAGCCUCCGAUACUCAAAAGCUCAACUGAAUCGGCCAACGAGGAGGUUUUGCCUAGAAAAAAAGCAAAGAAGGAGGUCAAUAGUGGAAACAUAUCCGCCCAGUUGCCAGAUGUCCAAUAUAUCUUGAGCAAUGACAAUUUUAGCAGUAUACUUUUAUCAUCUCCUCUGGUAUCCACAGCUUUGUGA
This is a messenger RNA of Tremella mesenterica DSM 1558, 1434 nucleotides long. RefSeq lists its product as uncharacterized. The record is from RefSeq and is a predicted model, not a curated record. The coding region runs from base 1 to 1434 and encodes 477 amino acids. The transcript is spliced from 5 exons. NCBI's taxonomy places the organism in Eukaryota, Fungi, Basidiomycota, Tremellomycetes, Tremellales, Tremellaceae.